ACAUAGGAGGUAGCUAGCAGCAGGAUGGAUAUAGCAAAUACCAAACAACAGGGGUGGACAGCGCCACACUAGCGUUAGCUAAACUCUUCUAAAACAAAUUGAAUUUUGGUGUGCAAUGCAUAAAUACAAUAUAAAACGACAUAUUGGUUUAACUGACGUCUGUAUGCAUCCAUCUCUGAAAUAUAUAUGAAGAUUACAAAACAUAUUUUCUUGACAGUGAAAAAUACUGGAGCUGCAUUCUGGUGUACAACUAGCAGCAGGCGCCAAGUCUCAUUCGGCAACGUAGCUAGAGAACUGAGGAGCACUCAUCCUCCGUCGAUGACAACAUGGAGUAAACAUGGCCCACAAGAGCAUUUUUAUUGAAGCUCUAGAUAGAUCAGAGGCCAAGAGAGAUGGAGGUUACAGACAGAACUGGAGCUUCUCUCUCUCUGGUGACUGUGAGGAGCAGAGGAGGCAUGACCCUCCUGUGAGUAUGGAUGAAGCUGGCGGACCGCAGGAGCUCUCCCCUGAGGGGUUGAAGUCUCCCCCCCUGAAGCAUUUCACUUCCACUGACACGCAGAGGACUUACGAGAGGAGGCCAAACCAUCCCAAUCAUUAUAGGACUCUAAACAAAAUUGGAACAAAUAGGAUGCUCAGUGAAAGUCCACACUCGGUAGCAGCGUCUCAACAGAUGCCCAACAGAACCAAUUAUUUUAUUCUCAGCCCCUCGCCCUCGCAGGGUGUAGUCGUUCAGGGGAGACUGUUCCAGCACGCACACACUCCCUCUGCAGUACGUAAGCCCACCCAAAGUCUUGACUUGAAAGAAAGAAGUGACUUCAACACCCAGUCAAUCCAAAGAGUAGACAUUGAGAGCAUUACACUCACCUGCCAAGACAUCUCAGAUACGGAUGACAUCAGCAUUAAGAGGCGUGUUCAGCAUAAGAGGAGGCCGGUGCAUGACCCCAUGGUCAGCUUCUCCUCUCCAGCACACACAGUAGAGCCCGUCCUUCAGCCUCAUGAGUACUUCUCUGUGUGUGGGAAGUGUGGCAAACGCAGCGAGGACCACACCAAGUGCCAGAACUGUGGUAUUGCUCUUCCAGCCGAGUCGCUCCCCCCACACCACCAGCACUCGUCCCAGGCGAACCCCACCCUCUCCCCCCACGCCAGACCCCCCAUCCGCUCCACUCAGCCCUCCCCCGCCCUCUCGAGCAGCUCGAAUAGCGGCCUGACGCUCGGCAACAAGAACUUCUAUGGCGCGGCCGCCGGCGGCCUGCACUCGUCUCACGUGGACGUGGUCAUGAACCCGCCCGCCCGCAUUACCCGCGGUAACCUGCUGAUGCCGCACAGCGGCGGUCGGACGUGCAUGGGGCUGGCGGGGAGUACUGCGGCAGCUUCGACAUCGUACCAGGCCAAAAUCUCAAACUGCAAGAGGCAUUCGCUCUCCAAGGCCCAUGAACUCAACGACCCUAUUGUGCUGUCCAGUGACGAAGAGGAGGAGGCUGACAAUGCCAGCACGGGUAGCGUCAACCGAUUGGACAGUGUGUCUCCACGGCCUGCGGACUCUGCCCACUCCUCUCCGGCGCCCUCGGGGGGCAAGGUCGAGGCAGCGGUAAAGGGGCCGGCAGAGCAGCAAGACGAGCUCACAGCUGACUACUUCACUGAGAUCACAGAACCGCGCCUCGUGAUACCCAGGAAACCGCGCAUGAAAGAUGCGUAUGGGAACGCGGUGUGCGAAGACCACUGUACCCCAAAGAGGCGUAAAAUCACUGCUCCCAAGCUAGAGAGCAUCAUCCUGGAGUGUCGCAGUGUCAGAAUAGGGACCCUGCGACGGAUGGUCACCAAGCCUGUCAUUUUCUCAUCAGAAUACAUUCAGCUUGAAACUGAAAGUCGUGAGGUGGACAUUAUGGAGAAGGUGCGUCUGCGGGCGUCGGAGCUGACCAGCUGUGAGUGGUGCAACGUGCGGAAGCUGCCGGUGCUCUUCUUCCAGACCAGCGCGGCGGAGUGCCAGCGGCUACGCCAGCAGCUUCACAUGUCGCAGGAGAGCGGUGGCCUGUGGUACGACUGCAGCGGCAACAAUCUGGACGAAAAGUACAUAGUGCUCAUCUUCGAGAACGGACUCUCCAUGCAUGAGCAGAUGAUUCUAGAGGAGAUCUUGGUAGAGAUUGGGCGCACCAAUGCCCUCACCGAGUUCCCUUCCAAGCUGACCUUCGCGGAAGCCAACGUAAGACUGGUGCAGUACAACAAGGCCGCCAAGGAAAAGGAGAAAGUCAAGGUGCAGGAGAACACACAGAAAAGCACAGCAGCCUCAGCAACAGCUACGUCCAGCCCAACCCCCACCACCCCCACCACCAGCCCAACCCCCACUAACACCUCCACCUCCAGCCCAGGUCCCCCUGCGCCGCCUCCUCUGCCCCCCGGGCGGACGCGGAUGUCCACGCGCCUCCACUCCUGCUUCGAGGACGAGGAUGAAGACGAUAUGGAGCUGCAGCCUACAUUCACUGGCCCUGUAGUAAAGCUCAUGGUGUACCCCCCUCCCCCGGCCAAGGGAGGAAUAUCCGUGACCAAUGAAGACCUCCACUGCCUCAACGAUGGAGAAUUCCUUAACGAUGUCAUCAUCGACUUUUAUUUAAAGUAUUUGUUCUUGGAACGGUUGAAAAAGGAGGAUGCAGGACGGAGCCAUGUGUUCAGCUCUUUCUUCUACAAGCGGCUAAACCAGCGCGAGAGGAGGAAUGUGUCGGACACGGCCAAUCUCCCGAUCCAGAAGAGAAAGCACAACCGGGUGAAGACCUGGACUCGCCACGUCGACCUCUUCCAGAAGGACUUCAUUUUCGUCCCCAUCAACGAGUCGGCUCACUGGUACCUGGCUGUGAUUUGUUUCCCUGGCCUAGAGGGCCCGAAGCUGGAGCCUAACCCCCUUUACCAGCCCCCUUCACAGGCUGUCAACAGGGUCAGCCCUGUGCUCGACCGGGAGCACCCUUCGUCGGUCCGGGAGGCGCCGACGUCCGCCCCCGCCGACCCCUCUCCGCCCCACAGCGGUGCCCCACUGGCCUGCCCACUCGGACCCGCCAACGCCGCCGGGCAGCAGCACAAGGCCGUGCCCGUGUGCCCACACCUGGCCCAGGAGACCGGCUGCGGCCACGGCAUUAACGGCCAGCUCAAGGUCCAGCCACAGUACUCAGAUGGUUUGCACAGGAUCAGCGUGUGUUAUGGAUCAGGGAGUGGCCAUGAUGACGCCUUUGUCUUCCCUGAUGAGAGAAGCUCGAGUCCCGAUGAGUGUAGUGAAGACGGGGCACUGGCGGACGACACUCUAAAUUCUGAAGGCAUGGAGUGGACGUCCAAACCUACCAUCUGUAAACAGCCUUGUAUUCUCAUCAUGGACUCCUUACGGGGCCCAGCUAGAUCCACUGUAGUGAAAACUCUCAGAGAAUACCUUGAGGUGGAAUGGGAGGUGCGGAAGGGGACCCAGCGGAGUUUUGGCAAGGACGUGAUGAAGGGCUCGAGUCCGCGCGUGCCUCAGCAGGACAACUUCAGCGACUGCGGCGUGUACGUCCUGCAGUACGUCGAGAGCUUCUUUGAGACCCCUAUCCCAAGUUUCCACCUCCCCAUGAACCUGCUGGAGUGGUUUGCUCCGCAGCGGAUGAAGAGGAAGCGUGACGAGGUCAAGGAGCUGAUCCUGAAGCUGCAGUCGCAGCAGCAGGCCGAGGGCAUCACGCCGGGCCGAGGGGCCGACGAGGACGCCGACGAGGAGGACCCUGACGGACUGGACGUGCAGGAUAUCCCCGUCACGUCCUGAGGCUGCUGCGGCACCUUGGCCCUUUUUCGCCGUCUCCGCCGAUGCUGCUCGUGUGCUCUUGAGUCUCACACAUUUGGUUCAGUCUGGGCCUCCCUUCUCUCUCUCUCUCUCUCUUAAGCCCUCCUGGGGGGAGGGAGGGGGGGGGGGUGCUGGCUCACACCGGGACCCUCACCCCCCCAACCAACUGCCCGCCCGCCCCUCCCAUCUGUGAUUGUAGGCUGCUGGAUAAGUUCUCCUUGAAUUCUAUCAUAAAAUGAAAAAAAAGAAGAGAGAAAAAAAACAGAUAAACACCACAUCUCUGUCCCCUCCAUUACACCAUUAACCACAACUGUCAGACUUCAAAGACAACAAAAAAAAGAGAGCAAGAAAAAAAAAAAAACAUUUUUAAUUUGUAUUGAAUAAUAAUAAUAAUAAUAAAAAGGUGUACAUACUGUGCGCUGGAAGUUUUUGCUGCCUUUGUAAAUUGCUGUUGUCAGUGCAUCUCCAUACCCCAUGAUUUCCUGGCUCCCCAACCUUCACCCUGUUUUCGAUGGAUUAAUGUACACGUCCUUAUUGUUUCCAUGACGCUGGUUAAGUGGAGCUCCGUAUUCUUUUCAGGAGGACUAGCACAGUGCUGUUAAAAGUGUUCUUGCGCCUUUCAGUGUGUUCAUUUUAUUUUAUUUGUCGUCUUGUUUUGUUUUUCUUUGGUUUUGUUUAUGCUUUCAGGGAGUAGAAGUUGCUGUUAUUUGUAAAUUAUUAUACCCACCAGUCUGGAAGAAGAAAAAAAAGACAAUGUUUCUAAACUUCUACUUCUCAUAAACGUUGCUAGCCAGUGCCUGUUGAAGCUUUACAUAAUGUUACCACGCGUGGGUGGAUUUCAUUUUUGAAUAUUAAACAAAUUGAGCUGCAAGAGUGCACAUUUUGCCUUAGUCCACACAAUACAAGAAUCUCAAGCUCC
Alosa sapidissima (American shad) is the source of this 4709-nucleotide messenger RNA. It is a transcript of the gene senp6a, whose product is annotated as SUMO specific peptidase 6a. Gene Ontology annotation, cellular component: cytoplasm; nucleus. Bases 338 to 3772 code for a protein of 1144 amino acids. The record is from RefSeq and is a predicted model, not a curated record. NCBI's taxonomy places the organism in Eukaryota, Metazoa, Chordata, Actinopteri, Clupeiformes, Clupeidae. Gene Ontology annotation, molecular function: SUMO-specific endopeptidase activity. Gene Ontology annotation, biological process: protein desumoylation; regulation of spindle assembly; regulation of kinetochore assembly. The transcript has 24 exons.